Acanthocheilonema viteae is the source of this 645-nucleotide messenger RNA. The record is from the annotation of a GenBank genome assembly. NCBI's taxonomy places the organism in Eukaryota, Metazoa, Nematoda, Chromadorea, Rhabditida, Onchocercidae.
AUGGCUGAUAUGGAAUUACGUGCAUUCGAAGCACGUUUGGAUACGAUGAUGGAUCAUUUGAAUGAAGAAUCCACAGAAUUAAUCAUCGAGAGACCGCGAUACGCUCAUGCAGUUAUGGUAUUUGCUAGUGGCGAUGAGCCGGGCGAAUUACUCACCGCUUCCCGAAUUAAAAUGUUGGAUCCGAUAUAUGUUCCGGUUGAAGCAUCAACGAAUGGCCAUCAAAUUUUUCAUCAUUAUUCUGAGAAUAAGAAUGCUACUUCAGCAGUGGAAUCAGCUAGUGAUUUGAGUAAUUGUGAUAAGAGAGAUGAUUUUGAUUUUAUUACUGCGGUGAAGAUUUAUGAUGACGACGAUAUCCAGAAAGCGUUAAAAAAACUGGAAGAAUCUCGAAAUAUGCUUGAUGAACCGAUUGUUCCACUUCCUAUCAACAAACUUCUGUCAAAUGGUUCUGAAUUUAAGUGUACUAAUGACAGUAGCACAGUAUGUUCGAAAACGCCUCAAACGGUCACUCAUCGUACUGCAUCGCCGAUAUUAAGUGGAUCUAUCUCUGAAAGAUAUGCUGCACUGAAAGAGGACAAUGUUAUGUUUCCGAGUCAGCUACGACAAGAACGCCGAAUAGCCACGUCCUCAGCGUAUAUUGUGAAGUAA